CACCUUUUCCCUCAAAUAUAUGCAUCUCAAUGCACCAAGAAAAUCUGGCCUCGGAGUCCCUGUAUUCUCGUUCUUCUUUAUAUCGACAUUCCUUGUUCGCCAACCCGCUAAGAUGGGUGGUCUUUUGUUGUCAGAUCACUAUGAGUUUCAUAAGCCCAGUACCAAUGAUAUGAACAUUGCGAGUAUCGCUUGGGGUUUCUCCCUAGGCGUGUCGAUAUUUGCGGGUACCAAGGCUGCGAAGCAGACGAUCAAAUCAUGGAAGAGAGGGACGAGAACGAAUAUUUAUCUCAUCUUGGUUUGGAUGGAAUGGACGAGCAGUGUGAUUAUGAGUGCCAUUACAUGGUUGUAUCUGCGACAAUACAUUCCACCCGGCUUUCCAGUCUUCUUCGUUAUUGUCCUUCUUUGGGCUAUCCAGAUCCAAUCACUACUACAGAUUAUCAUCAACCGAAUCUCGAUCCUCAUGGUCAACCGACAUAAUGCAUGGAAACUCAAGCUCAUAGUGUUCCUUGUUCUGCUCGCCAUCAACAUUAGUGUUUUCUGUGUCUGGAUCCCCGCCCGAUUACAGAUCAGUUCUAAAUGGAUUGCUGUUAAUGCUGUCUGGGAUAGAGUGGAGAAAUGCAUCUUCUUGAUUGUCGAUGCUGGCUUGAACUUUUACUUCAUCUACCUCGUUCGAUCUCGCCUUAUCGCCAACGGUCUCACCAAGUAUACUCGAUUAUAUCGUGUCAAUUUGUUCAUGAUUGCUGUCUCGAUGACAAUGGAUGUCCUGCUCAUUGCAAUGAUGUCUCUUCCCAACGAUAUCGUCUACCUUCAGUUCCAUCCUCUGACAUACCUUGUCAAGCUCCACAUCGAGAUGAACAUGGCCGAGCUCAUCACCAAGGUCGUCAAGGCCAGCAACCCCAACGGCUACGACUACUCCGACUCGCGAUCUCGCUCCGGUCAAAAGAGCGGAAAGACAACCACUGGAAAGAAGAUGGGCUCCGUCUUUCCAGGCAAUAACCAGACUUUCAUUGAAGCCGGCGGCGAUAACAUUGAGUUGCCUCAAAGGAAGGAAGAUGGUAUUCAGGUUUCUAGAACUUUCAAGACUACUCAAAUCGAAGUCGUCAAGGAGAAUCGGGAUCGUACUGAUUACGACGAUCUUGAGAGCGAGUCAAGUUCUACACGGCAUUUGAAGCGAGAACCACUUCCAUUUCCCGCUGAAUAGCUCAAUACUUCUCUAUGAGCCUUUUCUGAAUUGCCAUUUUAGAUUUGGAUUGUCUUUACGGAUACCCUUCCUGGUUAGAUCACAGCGGCACAUCAUAUACCCGCCGCUUAAAUUCUUUCUUAAAUUCUUUCUUAAUUAGACGUAUACGAUAUUAAUGCAUAAAAUAAAAUAGAAUUUUCACAAUGAGAAAG
Messenger RNA from Fusarium odoratissimum NRRL 54006, 1392 nucleotides. RefSeq lists its product as uncharacterized. The coding region runs from base 20 to 1201 and encodes 393 amino acids. NCBI's taxonomy places the organism in Eukaryota, Fungi, Ascomycota, Sordariomycetes, Hypocreales, Nectriaceae. The record is from RefSeq and is a predicted model, not a curated record. The transcript has 3 exons.